Molecule: messenger RNA, 1206 nt
Organism: Talpa occidentalis (Iberian mole)
Lineage: Eukaryota; Metazoa; Chordata; Mammalia; Eulipotyphla; Talpidae
Gene: ORMDL1
Product: ORMDL sphingolipid biosynthesis regulator 1
Exons: 4
Coding region: 289-750 (153 amino acids)
Biological process (GO): negative regulation of ceramide biosynthetic process; intracellular sphingolipid homeostasis; ceramide metabolic process
Cellular component (GO): endoplasmic reticulum membrane
Source: RefSeq, a predicted model, not a curated record
CCCUCCUGGCGUCCGCGAGGGCCCACCCCGAGAAGCUCUUCGCUGUUGUUUGCCAGUCCUCCUUGGAAAGAUGUUCUGAACCUGGGGAAGGUCAGUUGUACCACACCAGCUUUGCCUUCCAGCGCAGAUGUCAAUUUUAAGGCUCAUUCGAGUAAUUUUUUCCCCCCAUUCCGUGAAAUGUGGGCCGACUGUCUGGAGUGAUGCGGCAUGUUCUAAAUAUAGUGUGGCAUAGAAAAAUAACUUGAUAAAAGGUGGCUGUUUACAUCAGAAGAAAUAUUUACAGCAAACAUGAAUGUUGGAGUUGCCCACAGUGAGGUGAAUCCAAAUACCCGUGUUAUGAACAGCCGGGGUAUGUGGCUGACAUAUGCUUUGGGAGUUGGCUUGCUUCAUAUUGUCUUACUGAGUAUUCCCUUCUUCAGUGUUCCUGUUGCUUGGACCUUAACAAAUGUUAUACAUAAUCUGGGUAUGUUUGUAUUUUUGCAUGCAGUAAAAGGAACACCAUUUGAAACUCCUGACCAGGGUAAAGCACGACUCCUAACUCAUUGGGAACAACUGGACUAUGGAGUCCAGUUCACAUCUUCACGGAAGUUUUUAACAAUUUCUCCAAUAAUUCUAUAUUUUCUGGCAAGUUUCUAUACGAAAUAUGAUCCAACUCACUUCAUCCUAAACACAGCUUCUCUCCUGAGUGUGCUAAUUCCCAAAAUGCCACAGCUACAUGGUGUUCGGAUCUUUGGAAUUAAUAAGUAUUGAGAUGUUUUAAAACUGAACAAAAAUAUAUUCAAACUACUGAUUUUCCUGUAAGGAAGAAGUGGUUAGUAAACUGACCACUAUGAUAAUGUGAAAAUGAAGUAUUUACAUUGGAGGACCAGUUGCCAGUUCUUCAUAUGCUGUUUUGAAGUGCAGAUUUUUACUAAAAGAUGCCUCUAUUUAAUGCAUCGAGUAUAUUUCUGAAGCGAGGCUUUAUAUGUAUCCUUGCUGGGCAGGCCCAGCUUAUAAGUUAAAUGACUGUAAAGUGAGGAUGUAAUAGAUAAUUCCAAGGAAGUAAGAGAUUUGUAAGAUAUUAGGACCAAUUUAGCUUAUAGUUGAAUGGAUAUUAUGUUAGGAGGAGAAAAUUUCCAAUCAUUAAGUCAUGGUCACUUUAAGCAGACUUGCAUAUAAACCAAAAUCAUCUCUUCACAAGUUUAUUAUAGAUUUUUUUGUAUUACC